Messenger RNA from Bacillus rossius redtenbacheri, 7554 nucleotides. It is a transcript of the gene Duox, whose product is annotated as dual oxidase. The record is from RefSeq and is a predicted model, not a curated record. Gene Ontology annotation, molecular function: calcium ion binding; peroxidase activity; heme binding. The transcript has 21 exons. The coding region runs from base 152 to 4645 and encodes 1497 amino acids. Lineage: Eukaryota; Metazoa; Arthropoda; Insecta; Phasmatodea; Bacillidae. Gene Ontology annotation, biological process: response to oxidative stress.
CCUCCAGUCGCCAGCUGCGGCACAGUGCGCGCGCGACAAGACCGUUCAACCCAGUGCGAUCACGCGACGCGAGCGACGAAUAGGGGAAGAGGACAGACAUGCGCGGCGAGGGAAUAGCAGCGUCAUAAGACUACCCUCGAGAUCAUCCACCAUGCUGCUGCUGCUGCUGCAGCCGUUCGUGGCGCUGCUCUUGGCUGCGCCCGCGACACCAGAGCGGCAGUUCAGCUUCACGGAGAAGCAGCGAUACGAUGGCUGGUUCAACAACCUGGCUCACCCGGACUGGGGCUCCGUCGACAACCGGCUUCUGAGGAAGAGCCCUGCGGCCUACACGGACGGCGUGUACAUGAUGGCGGGCCAGAACAGACCCAGCCCUCGCAAGCUGAGCCAGCUGUUCAUGAAGGGCCAGGACGGGCAGGGCUCGGCGCGCAACCUCACCGCCAUGCUGGCCUUCUUCGGCCAGAUGGUGAGCUCGGAGAUCCUGAUGGCGAGCGAGAGCGGCUGCCCCAUCGAGCUGCACCACAUCGAGGUGGACAAGUGCGAUGAGACCUACGACGCCGACUGCCAGGGCGGCAAGUACAUGCCCUUCCACCGAGCCGCCUACGACCGCCGCACCGGCCAGAGCCCCAACAGCCCGCGCGAGCAGCUGAACCAGAUGACGGCGUGGAUCGACGGCAGCUUCGUGUACAGCACGAGCGAGGCGUGGGUGAACGCCAUGCGCUCCUUCAAGAACGGCUCGUUCCUCACGGACCACUCCAGGAAGCUGCCCGCCAGGAACACCAUGCGGGUCCCGCUGUUCAACUCGCCGGCGCCGCACAUGCUGCGCAUGAUGAACCCCGAGCGUCUGUUCCUGCUGGGCGACCCGCGCACCAACCAGAACCCGGCGCUGCUCGUGUUCGCCAUCUUGUUCUUCCGCUGGCACAACGUGGUGGCGGCGCGAGUGCAGGCCCGCCACCCUGAGUGGCCCGACGAGGAGGUGUUCCAGCGCGCGCGCCGCUACGUCGUCGCCACGCUGCAGAACAUCAUCGUGUACGAGUACCUGCCCGCGUUCCUGGGGGAGGAGCUGCCCCCCUACAGCGGCUACAAGCCCGACCUCCACCCGGGCGUCAGCCACGUCUUCCAGAGCGCCGCCUUCCGCUUCGGCCACACGCUCAUACCGCCCGGCAUAUACCGCCGAAACGGCAAGUGCCACUUCAAGAGGACGCCCAUGGGCUACCGCGCGCUGCGGCUCUGCUCCACUUGGUGGGACUCCCAUGACGUGCUGGCGGACAGCUCGGCGGAGGAGCUGCUCAUGGGCAUGGCGUCGCAGGUGGCGGAGCGCGAGGACACCGUGCUCUGCUCCGACAUCCGCGACAAGCUGUUCGGGCCCAUGGAGUUCUCGCGCCGCGACCUGGCCGCGCUCAACAUCAUGCGCGGCCGCGACAACGGCCUGCCCGACUACAACACGGUCAGGUCCCACUUCAAGCUGCCGCGGAUCAGCGACUGGACGGAGAUCAACCCGGAGCUGUUCGCCGAGAAGCCGGAGCUGGUGCGGCUGCUGGCCGCGGCCUACUCCAACCGCCUGGACAACGUGGACCCCUACAUCGGCGGCAUGCUGGAGACGCGCGCCGGCCCGGGCGAGCUCUUCACCGCCGUCAUCAAGGAGCAGUUCGCGCGCAUCCGCGACGCCGACCGCUUCUGGUUCGAGAACACCGAGAACGGCAUGUUCACGCAGGACGAGGUGGAGGAGAUACGCGGCGUGCGGCUGCGCGACGUGAUCGUCAACUGCACGGACAUCUCGCCCGACGAGAUCCAGGAGUCGGUGUUCUUCUGGCGCGACGGCGACCCCUGCCCGCAGCCGGUGCAGCUCAACAACAGCCUGCUGGAGCCUUGCAAGUACCUCAAGGGCUACGACUACUUCGAGGGCAGCGAGCUGGUGUACAUCUACGCGUGCGUGUUCCUGGGCUUCGUGCCGAUCGUGUGCGCGUGCGCCGGCUACGGCGUGGUGAAGCUGCAGAACCGGCGGCGGCGGCGGCUCAAGGCGCGCCAGGAGGAGCUGAAGAGGGGCGGCGCCGCGGCGCGCACCGUCGACAAGAUGGCGGUGCGCGAGUGGCUGCACGCCAACCACCGCCGCGUCGUCAAGGUCAAGUUCGGGCCCGACGCGGCCUUGCACACGGUGGACCGCAAGGGGGACAAGCUGCGCACCGUCAGCUUCAAGGAGGAGGACACUCUGGUGGUGGAGGAGUCCCAGAGCGGCGAGGGCGUGAGCAAGAAGCGGCCGCUGGCGCUGCUGAAGGUGCCCAAGGACCACGACCUGGUGCUGGAGUUCGACACGCUGGCCGCGCGCCGCAAGUUCGUGUCCAAGCUCGAGGGCUUCCUGGCGGCGCACAAGAAGUCGCUGGCGUGCGUGCAGUCGCCGCGCGAGGCCAUCGUGGCGAACGCCGAGACGCGCGAGCGGCGCCAGAAGCGGCUGGAGCACUUCUUCCGCGAGGCGUACGCGCUGACGUUCGGGCUGCGGCCGGACGAGCGGCGACGCGGGUCGCAGGACGGCGAGGUGGUGACCGUCAUGCGCACGGCGCUGUCCAAGAAGGAGUUCGCCAGCGCGCUGGGCAUGAAGCCGGACGCGCUCUUCGUCAAGAAGAUGUUCAACAUCGUCGACAAGGACGCCGACGGCACCAUAUCCUUCCAGGAGUUCCUGGACACGGUGGUGCUGUUCUCGCGCGGCCGCACCGAGGACAAGCUGCGCAUCAUCUUCGACAUGUGCGACAACGACCGCAACGGCCGCAUCGACAAGGGCGAGCUGUCCGAGAUGCUGCGCUCGCUGGUGGAGAUCGCGCGCACCACCAGCCUGUCCGACGACCACGUGACCGAGCUCAUCGACGGCAUGUUCCUGGACGCCGGCUUGCAGCACAAGGCGUCCUUGACCUACAAGGACUUCGAGGUCAUGAUGCGCGACUACAAGGGCGACUUCGUGGCCAUCGGGCUGGACUGCAAGGGCGCCAAGCAGAACUUCCUGGACAUGUCCACCAACGUCGCCAGAAUGACGAGCUUCCACAUCGGGCCACUGCAGGAGCCCAGACGCAACUGGAUCACCAGGAAGUGGGACACCAUCACCACUUUCCUGGAAGAGAACCGCCAGAACAUAUUCUACCUGUUCGUGUUCUACGUCAUCACCAUCGCGCUGUUCAUUGAACGAUUUAUACACUACUCGUUCAUGGCGGAGCACACGGACCUGCGCCACAUCAUGGGCGUGGGCAUCGCCAUCACGCGCGGCUCGGCCGCCUCGCUGUCCUUCUGCUACAGCCUGCUGCUGCUCACCAUGUCGCGCAACCUGCUCACCAAGCUGAAGGAGUUCGCCGUGCAGCAGUACAUCCCGCUCGACGCGCACAUCCAGUUCCACAAGAUCGCCGCCUGCACGGCGCUCUUCUUCUCGCUGCUGCACACCGUGGGGCACAUCGUCAACUUCUACCACGUCAGCACCCAGCCCAUCGAGCACCUGCGCUGCCUCACCAGCGAGGUGCACUUCCCGUCCGACUACAAGCCGGGCAUCACCUUCUGGCUCUUCCAGACCAUCACCGGUCUGACGGGCGUGCUGCUGUUUGUGGUGAUGGUGAUCAUCUUCGUGUUCGCGCACCCGCUGAUCCGCAAGAAGGCAUACAAGUUCUUCUGGUCGGCGCACAGCCUGUACGUGGUGCUGUACGCGCUGUGCCUGGUGCACGGGCUCGCCCGGCUGACGGGCGCGCCGCGCUUCUGGCUCUUCUUCGUGGGGCCCUUCGUCGUCUACACGCUGGACAAGGUGGUGAGCCUGCGCACCAAGUACAUGGCGCUGGACGUGAUCGAGACGGAGCUUCUGCCGUCGGACGUGAUCAAGGUGAAGUUCUACCGGCCGCCCAACUUCAAGUACCUGUCGGGCCAGUGGGUGCGGCUGGCCUGCACCGCCUUCAAGACGCACGAGUUCCACUCGUUCACGCUGACGUCGGCGCCGCACGAGAACUUCCUGUCGUGCCACAUCAAGGCGCAGGGUCCGUGGACGUGCAAGCUGCGGAACUACUUCGACCCGUGCAACUACAACUUGGAGGACCGGCCCAAGAUACGCCUGGAGGGGCCGUUCGGGGGCGGCAACCAGGACUGGUACAAGUUCGAGGUGGCGGUGAUGGUGGGCGGGGGCAUCGGGGUCACGCCCUACGCCUCCAUCCUCAACGACCUGGUGUUCGGCACCUCCACCAACCGAUACUCCGGGGUGUCGUGCAAGAAGGUGUACUUCCUGUGGAUCUGCCCCUCGCACAAGCACUUCGAGUGGUUCAUCGACGUGCUGCGAGACGUGGAGCGCAAGGACGUGACCAGCGUGCUGGAGAUACACAUCUUCAUCACGCAGUUCUUCCACAAGUUCGACCUGCGAACCACCAUGCUGUACAUCUGCGAGAACCACUUCCAGCGGCUGUCCAAGAUGAGCAUGUUCACUGGCCUGAAGGCAGUCAACCACUUCGGACGCCCGGACAUGUCCUCCUUCCUCAAGUUCGUGCAGAAGAAGCACAGCUACGUGAGCAAGAUCGGCGUGUUCAGCUGCGGACCUCGGCCGCUCACCAAGAGCAUCAUGUCCGCGUGCGAGGAGGUGAACAAGGGCCGCCGCCUGCCCUACUUCAUCCACCACUUCGAGAACUUCGGCUAGGAGCCGGCCGUCCCAAGCGACCUACCAAGUUCCUAUACCUCGCUGCCACGCCGUCAGCUGCUGCUGCUCCUCGUCCGAGACAGACCGACAGAUCAACCAACCCCGCCGCGCUUCGACCUGCGAGUUCCCCCCCAGUUCAUCGCACGCCUGGUUCCACGAUCAACCAAGCCCUUGGCCGGUUCAUCCCAGUGAUGUUUACACGCCUGGUUCCACGAUCAACUGCACACGAUCAACCAAGCCCGUGGCCGGUUCAUCCCAGCGAUGUUUACACACCUGGUUCCACGAUCAACUGCACACGAUCAACCAAGCCCGUGGCCGGUUCAUCCCAGCGAUGUUUACACGCCUGGUUCCACGAUCAACUGCACACGAUCAACCAAGCCCGUGGCCGGUUCAUCCCAGCGAUGUUUACACGCCUGGUUCCACGAUCAACCAAGCACGUGGCCAGGAUUUUGCGUGUGUCUUUAUCAGUGUAACCAUUACAUCAUUUUCGUGACCGAGUUUUCUUUAUGGUUGAAUUUUAAAAUUAAUAUUGUCUCACUAAAACCCCAAGGGAUAGUAGACUUUUAUAACUCCAACAUUCACGCAUAGUAAUAUUUAAGUGUAAUAAUUUUUUCUUGAUAAAAGAAAACUAAACAUUUAUAUAUUUUGGCUUUUAUUUGUCUUUCAUACUCUGUUUUUAUGUUAAUUAUUUGAUGGAUUCGCUAAAAAAAAAAAAAAAAAGUCAAAAGCACAUACUGGAAGUAGAUCACUAGAGACCAGAAAAAUUCGCGAUUUCAAUGACCUGCAGGAUAGACUCCAUGAUCCUCUAUGCAUGCGGGAAAAUGACAUCUGCUCAUUGGCUACUGACUCGUGAUACCUGUUAACUGGGAUGCUAGUGAUUCGAUACUUCUUUUGUUAACGGUUUUUCAUUGGCCGAGUGCCAUUCAGAUAAACUGUUGCCCAAUCACUGAUGCGGUAAAAAGGCAAACGUUUUUGGAUUCUAGCCUAUCGCGAAAGGAAUCCGCAAAUUUUUCCGGUCUCUAUAGAUCACUUGUAAAACAUAAUGCUUUCCACUUCUGUGUACGGGCAUUUCGGGCUGUGAUGGUAAGGGACCACAUUAUAUCAUCCCACGGAGGUUUUACAAUAAUUCCUUUAAAAAUAAUCUCUCUGUGAACUUAUGUAGCUCAGUUGCUUUAAUUUUCUCUUUCUGUCUUUGCUUGUGUUUCUUUUCUUUUGAAUCCGGGAAAGGAAGGGUCAGGAUCCCCCCUGGAUAAGUCCCUGGAUCAACUCUGUGUCCAUCGGCUGCUGGCACAUUUCAUCUUCCGUCAAAUGAACCAUUCUUCUCUUUCUUUAGAGAGUAUCAAAACCACCAACGAUCCAAUGAGAAUAGAGUUCAAAUGUAAUAACGGUGAAUAUUCCAGCCCCACUCCAAACAAUAAUGUUUGGAACGUCUCUAUUAAGAAUGCUUGGAUUUUCCCAUCUUUUUGCUAUGAUUUUAAUUUUGAAGUAUUAAUCACAAUUUUUGGCAUGUAAAAGCAUAAAUAUGUAAUAUCUCAAAAUAAAAAUUUCUAAAAUUUUCCUACAAAAAAUAUUUUUAUGACAGUUACAAAUUUCAAUUUUAAAAAAUAUUGUUCAUCUUGUAAAUAUAAACCAAUUUGUGAAUACUUGACAUCCUUACUGUUAAUCACUGUGAAUGUUUUAUGUACAUUUAUAAAAUAAAUUAUGAAUUGAUUACAAGCCAUGUUAAUCGAGAUCAACAUUUUAAGUAAAAAAUAUGUUUGAAAAUACUUAAAAGCAGCUUUUAUGUUCACUCUUAGUCAGAAAACAUUCAUAUUGAUUUGACAGUACAUCACAGAUCAUUAAAGUGUACAUGUAUUAAGAAAUAAGUUUAUAACAUUUUUAUUUGAGGUCUUGACAAUGCCAAAACACAUUUAACCCUUUCAACACUGAAUUUUAAUACCCAUUCAUUUUACUCUCUCCAUUUGUGAUUAAUUUUGUCAAUUCUCACCUUAUUUUGGAACAUGGCAUAUCAAUUUUAUCCUCCCUAAAAAAACAUAACUUUUAAACAAGUGUGACAAAUUUUUGAAAUUUGUACCCUUAUAUUUUUAAGUUAUUUUUCAUGAACCAGUAUUUCUUAAAAUAAUACAAAAUAGUUUCUGAAAUGCUUUUUUUUUAUUUUUAUCUGUAUAUAUUAAAGUAGUUUGAAAAUCAUUCAUUAUUAAUUCUAAUACUAUUGCUUGGUUGUAUUAAAAAAUUAAGACCCAUAAGCAAUUAUUUUUUCCUCAAAUAUUUUGUAACCAUUUGCUACCACAUAAUUUUAAGUGUUAAUCAUGCAGAUUUUCCUAAAUUUUUAUUUUGAUUGACUACUAAAUCUGUGUUAAAAAAAAAGGUUUUUGAGGAGAGAUUGUAUUUUUUUUUCUACAAAGACAACGAUACUUAAUGAAUAAAAGACUGUGUGCUCUUUUAAAGAAGCACUCUUUUAGGAACGAGUUUCCAGAUAUUAUAAUGUGUAUGAAUGUGGAAUGAUGGUAUACAUAUGCUUUAAACUGCGGUAAUGUAUCACAAUUUUAUUUUAAAAUAAAAAAAUUAUGACCAUACUUAUUCAGUAUUAAGAUGGAUAUAUUCAUAUAUGAUAUUCAAUAAUUAUCUCGGACAGAGACAUUGUAUUUUCUGUUGAUAUAAGAUAAAAAACCUAAAAAGUAAGAAUGUUGUAUAACUGGAAGAUACUAAAUUUUGUGAAUGAAAGCUAUAAUAAUUUGUAUUUACAAUCUAGAUGUUAUUUUAGAUAUUUAUUAUAUCAGUUUCUACCUUGGUGUAAAUUUUUGUAAAAAAAGAUUUAUUGUACAUAUAUAAUAAAACUACUGUUGUAUAUAUGGUGACUGUAUUUUUUGUACAUGUUAAAUUACAAUGUAAUAAAAAUUACAGAGAAA